GUAUGUAUGAUGUGUAUUCAUGUGUAGGCAGGGAAGGGAUGAAGUAUGAUGGGGCGGUGGUGCUGACCGAUAAUUAAGAAUAAUAAUUGUACAUUAAUGGAUUCAGGCCAGCGAUCUGCGAUAAGUGAUUACGGUGUUUGGAGAAGGCAGUGCCAGGUCUCUCAUUAACUCUCUGCCAGCCUGGUCCAAAGUUCACCAAACUUCCAUAGGCGGAGGACAGGCAGAGGUACGCCAGCGUCAAGUAUUGUACCGCGGGCUGAGACGGCGAGUGAUCUCUGGACACCAUCUUCCUGGGGUGAUAAUCUGAGUCCAAAAUGGCAACACAGCUGUUUGAAGGAAAGGAGCAUGCGUCUUAUUACCAAAAAUUCAGGUUUGAGCCAUCGCAAGAGAUAAUAGACCUUAUCUUCGGUUAUUUGGAGGAAAGGUUACCCAAACCGUAUGGAUUGGCCGUGGACGUUGGCUGUGGAACGGGGCAAAGCACAAGAAUUCUCGCUCCAUACUUCAAGAAAGUUCUUGGAACUGAUAUCAGUGAGGCUCAGAUAGAGGAGGCCAAGAAAGCAUCGGGGUCAUCCAAUGUCACAUACAGUGCCUGUCCAGCUGAAGAGGUGCCGGUCGGUGACGCCUCUGUCGAUCUACUAACAGCGUGUGCUGCUGUCCAUUGGUUUGACAUUGAGAAGUUUCUAAAAGAGGUCGAUCGGAUCUUAAAGCCACGAGGCUGCCUUGCUUUAUUCUCCUAUCUCCCCAGUAUGGAAGUUCACUACAAGGACCGCUCAGAACAGAUGACUCAAGUCUUUGCAGACGUGGAAGAUAUUCUGUCUCCAUAUCAGCAUGAGAAGGUUCACCAUGUGAAGACCGGAUACAAGGAAAUAUCUGAAGCCAUCCCUUACACCGACAAAAGAAGAAUAGAAAGUGUUGUGACCAAGAUCCGAGUGCCAUUGACAGGGCUGAUGGGUCUUAUUCAGACCUUCUCCAUGUUCCAGACGUAUCUUAGGACGGAGCCUGAGAAAGCAAAGGAAAUGAUAAGAACAGUAGAGGAAAGGUUCCUUCAGAUCAUGGGGACGUCCUCCACUGAAACGGAGGUUGAAGUUUGGCUACGAAACAUCCUCGUAUUGGCUUCUAAACCGCAGUGAAGCAAGGAUUUGGAAAACCAACGCUGAGACAUGGCAGGCGACCCCGCCGAUCAGUAUUUUACCAUAUCAGAAUUCGGAGACCCCAUUGAUCAGUAUUUACCUUAUCAGAGUUCUGUUAACGGUUUAAAUAUGUCAGAUUUUCAAAUGGAAAAAAUCUUGUGUAAUCCUCUCUAUAUAAAAUAAAACUAAAGAAAAAAAUGUAUACACCAAAUGUGACAAUGUAGCAAAAAGUCCAAAUAAAGAAAAAUAUUUCUAGAUGUAUAACUUUUCUAUCUUCUGUGAUCAUUUUCAACUAUUUCUGUUUAGGAAUCUCUCCAAGUAGCUCAGUCCCAUACACCAGUACUCACAAAAAACUCAGUAGAUCGGGGUCUCCAAACAUUUUAAAAAAAGGGCCAGUUUACUGUUCUUCAGAUCUAAGGGGGGCCGGUGGGCAUUGGG
Rana temporaria (common frog) is the source of this 1568-nucleotide messenger RNA. RefSeq names its product putative methyltransferase DDB_G0268948. The transcript is spliced from 8 exons. The record is from RefSeq and is a predicted model, not a curated record. NCBI's taxonomy places the organism in Eukaryota, Metazoa, Chordata, Amphibia, Anura, Ranidae. Bases 315 to 1130 code for a protein of 271 amino acids. Gene Ontology annotation, molecular function: S-adenosylmethionine-dependent methyltransferase activity.